CCAUGUAAAUCUCCACAACCAAAACAACGCUUUCCUUUUGCACAAAUGACUCAAGCGUGAUCGCACGGCCCAUGAGGCUGGCCGGGACUCGUCUGGAUGCCUCGCCUUCCUAUUUUCCCUCUCUGCUUUGUGAGUGGGCGCUGAAAAGAAGGCAACAGUAACAGUCACUUUCACGUGGAUUCGCCUAUAACUUAUGCCACAAUGUCAGCACUGCUACAGAUGGACAAUGCAGGGAUGAAAAGAGGAAUUGUGAUAAAAGAUGAUUGGCCAGGCUACAGUCUGGACCUGUUCACCUACCCUGAGCACUACCAUGAUGACAUUGAGAGUGUUUACAUUCCACAUGGGGUAAUCAUGAAUAGGACAGAACGCCUGGCCCACUACAUCAUGGAUGACUUUCGGGAUGACAACAUAAUGGUCCUGUGUGUCCUGAAGGGAGGCUACAAAUUCUGUGCAGAUCUGGUGGAGUUCAUCAAGAUUCUCGGCCGGAACUCCAACAAGUACCUUGAGACCCGAGUGGAGUUCAUCCGUCUGAAGAGCUACCUGAAUGACCAAUCAACAGAGGACCUGCACAUUAUAGGAUGCCGAGAUCUGUCUUUUCUACGUGGAAAGAGUGUGCUCAUUGUGGAGGCCAUAGUUGACACAGGAAAGACCAUGAAGGCCCUUCUGAAGCAUGUGGAGACCUUUGAACCCAAGAUGGUCAAGGUCGCGGGGCUGCUGGUGAAGAGGCUCCCUAACAUGGCUGAAAGUCUGACAGACUAUGUUGGAUUUGAAAUUCCCAACCGGUUUGUUGUUGGCUAUGCCCUUGACUACAAUGAAUACUUCCGUGACCUGAAUUUCCUGAUUAACCAUAAAUGGUGAGUUUAUUGGGUUGUAUGAAGAUGUGGCCAACAGACUUGAUGUACUAACCCCCCCAAAACAAUCCAAACAGCACUCAUCAGCCACUUUGUGAGGUACAUUAGUUCAACUGCUUGUUAACACAAAUAUCUAAGUGGCCAAUCACAUGGCAGCAACUUAGUGCAUUUACCCAUGUAGCCAUGGUCAAGACAACCUGUUCAAACCAAAUGGGGAGGAAAGUGUUCUUAGAUGACUUUGAACAUGAACAUUUUUUCUUGGCACACUUUGGCCCACAGCUCUUUUCUGACUAUUUCCAAUUAUGAUCACAGAGUACCCACCUUGUGAUGACUCCUUUCAGCAGGAUAAAAUCACCAUAAUAUAGAAUUUAAAUCACAUCAAACUUGUUUCUUGAACAUGACAGUGACCUCACUGUACUCAAGUAGCUUCCACAGUCACCAGAUCUCAAUCCAAGUUUUGGAUUUGGUGGAACGCAAUAGUCUCCUCGUGGAAGUGCAGCUGUCUAGUUCUGCAGCAACUGUGUAAUGCUAUCAUGCCAGUACGGCCCCAAAUCUCUGAGGAAUGUUUCCAGGAACUUGUUGAAUCUGUGCCAUGAAGAAUCAAGGCACUUCUAAAGGCAAAAGAGGUCCAACCCAGUA
Molecule: messenger RNA, 1490 nt
Organism: Oreochromis niloticus (Nile tilapia)
Lineage: Eukaryota; Metazoa; Chordata; Actinopteri; Cichliformes; Cichlidae
Gene: prtfdc1a
Product: phosphoribosyl transferase domain containing 1a
Exons: 10
Coding region: 202-858 (218 amino acids)
Biological process (GO): hypoxanthine metabolic process; GMP salvage; purine ribonucleoside salvage
Cellular component (GO): cytosol
Molecular function (GO): hypoxanthine phosphoribosyltransferase activity; magnesium ion binding
Source: RefSeq, a predicted model, not a curated record